Ctenopharyngodon idella (grass carp) is the source of this 1378-nucleotide messenger RNA. RefSeq names its product MIS12 kinetochore complex component (gene mis12). The transcript is spliced from 2 exons. Gene Ontology annotation, biological process: kinetochore assembly; protein localization to kinetochore; mitotic sister chromatid segregation. The coding region runs from base 115 to 765 and encodes 216 amino acids. NCBI's taxonomy places the organism in Eukaryota, Metazoa, Chordata, Actinopteri, Cypriniformes, Xenocyprididae. The record is from RefSeq and is a predicted model, not a curated record. Gene Ontology annotation, cellular component: nucleus; chromosome, centromeric region.
AUCGACGUGUUCACACCAUUGUGCUCCCAAUCAGCAGGGGGCGAUAUUGCGCUUUCGAACGCAAUUUCACUGAGUGACGCAUGAAGAAGGUUGAACUGUUCGCGGGCUGUAGAGAUGGCAGAGAGCGGAGUAGUUUCAGUGGGAUCUGAAUCCCUCCAUCUGUAUGAAGCACAGUUCUACGGCUUCACCCCAGAGACCUGCACAUUACGAGUUCGUGAUGCCUUUCGAGACUCCCUUAAUCACAUAUUGGUCGCUGUUGAGUCUGUGUUUGUGAAAAGAUUGUGUCCAGGCCAUGAUCCGCCAGCAGAGCUCCGACUGAAAGCUCGAGAAAGCACCCAAAAACUGCGACAGUUUUUACAGGAGCGCUUCGAAGUCAUGUUUCAGCGCAUGAAGGGGAUGCUGAUGGACCGCGUCCUCUCCAUUCCUCACAACGUCCUACUGCCUGAUGACCAGCUGCACCAGAAAUACCCAGAAGGCAAAGAAGAGCUCAUUAAACUGCAGGACUCCAUUGCAAAACUGCAACAGGCUUAUGAAGCCGAGGUGUGCGCCAAGCAAGCGCUUCUCGCUGAGCUUGAGGAGCAGAAAGAAACGCAGAAACAGCUGGAUGAAGUGCUGAGAUGGAUCGAGGAACUGCGUCUUUCGUGGAGGCGAGAGGGAAUGGGAAGUGUCCAAGACAGCAUCCGACACAUGAUGGAGACUGUGGGCCAACUGCAGGACGUCGUUGGCAAGAUUAGCAAGCAAAAUAAAGGACUGGAUGAAGUUUGAUGGUUUAUAUGUAACUUUUGAGACCUCCAUACCACAAGAGCUGUGGUGUAAUAGCAUGAUCCAUCCACCAGGGGGAGGCGGUGCGCAAUCUAUUUGGUACAAUUACAUUAACAUACAAGUGCCAUGAUCAGUCCAGCUUCAAAGCGAUACAUUUGCAAUCAGGCGAUUUUCCUCAGACAUUUGAAAUGCGGUCCAUCUCCUCUUCCUCAAAGUCACUGGGUUUUCUCAUUUACAAUUCAGUGCCUUUGAUGUUCAGUACAGUGAGAUCUGCAUUAGAUUAGCAAAAAAUGUCCCACAGGCCCAAACUGAUGUGUCCAACUGUCUGGUUGGCUUUACACUUUACAGCUAGUUUUAUGUUGUUUGAGGAGAUAUUUUAAGGUAUUUCCCUUGAUGUUCAGAGGAGAAAGAGUUUAAGUUCAUAUUGGCUUGUACAGGACAUAAUCGCCGCCAGAGGAAGAUGUAAAGUUUGUACAUAGUCUGAAUCUAAAAUACAGUACUUGGUCAAGUGUCAAUUUGGACAGCAAAAUGUUAAAAAAAAAAAAAAAAAGACUAUAUAGACUAAUAUUCUUCUUUUGUCCAUGACUGUAAAUAACAAUAAAAUGAUUUGUGUUUG